This is a messenger RNA of Epithele typhae, 2073 nucleotides long. RefSeq lists its product as uncharacterized. The transcript has 6 exons. Gene Ontology annotation, cellular component: nuclear pore; cytoplasm. Gene Ontology annotation, biological process: intracellular transport. The coding region runs from base 1 to 2073 and encodes 690 amino acids. NCBI's taxonomy places the organism in Eukaryota, Fungi, Basidiomycota, Agaricomycetes, Polyporales, Epitheliaceae. The record is from RefSeq and is a predicted model, not a curated record. Gene Ontology annotation, molecular function: GTPase activator activity.
AUGGCCGACGACGCACACGACGCACAAGACGCACAGCCAUUCCCAACUGCGAAGCCCGCGGAGCAGGAGCCGACAACACCCCCAGGAGAUUGCAAUGGGACGGACGUAAAGAACUCGAGGAAGCGAGAGCGGGAGGUCUCGCUCGAGCCAGCGACACCUCAGCCAGUCGUCCAGGAACUUGAAAAUGGCCGUUCUGAGGAGAAGGAUCGACGAACACCAGCGAAGAAGAACCGGACGAGCGACACCACACUCGAGUCGACCAAGGAAGAGGUCGAGGAGGAGAUGCCGACCACCGGAUCCCCGCCCCACGAAACCAAAAUCCGGCAAAUUAGCCAGGGGGUCGAAGACAUCACCUGGAAGAACAUGAAGAAAGACGAGCCGGCAGACAAGUCCCCGACGCUGAUGGACGAGGACGCCCCCGCGCCCGCCGAGGACGCGCAGGACGUCGCCAUCCCCGACGCGCACGGCGAACACGCGGACGCCCCACCAACGGCGCCGGCGCCGACGGGUCAAGCGCUGGUGGGGGUGGAGGGGCAGCAGCCUCCGGCACUACCACCACCAGCCGCAAGCGUGGGCCCGAAUCCGCCCAUCGUCGACGACGGCGAGGGCACGGGCGCGGCAGCAGGUGCGGAGCAGCCACCCGACUCUCGUGUGGCCGGGGCUCCACAGCCGUCCGGCGCAGUCGCGACUUCUGCCGUCGUGGAUUCGCUGCAGGCUCCCGCGGCGUCGGACCAGAUCCCCUUCGGCGACGUACCACGGCUGCCGAGCUCGCGACGCGACUCUGACUCGGACGGCGAGAAGAAGCUGAAGCGCAAGCUGGGCGACAGGACGGCCAGCGCCGCUCUGGACGGUGUGUCCAUGAGCCGCAACGGCACACCAGUCCCAGGCGCAGUCGCCACGAAGCGGCCGCGCGACGACCCGGAGGUGGACCCGAAUACACGGGAGAAGAAGCGGCCGACGCCCCCGCCGGACGAGGAGAAGGCGAAGGCGAUCGAGCUGCUCAAGGCGCAGGAGAAGGAGAAGGAGGGCGCGAAGAAGGAUGCCCCGGCCCCGUCGGUCCUGGGCGGCUUCGCCAUGUAUGCAGCGCCAAACUCGCCCUUCGCCACCGUCUCUGGCCCCCGCCUCUUCGGUGCCAAGUCACCCUCCCCGUUCGGCGCAUCCCCCUUCGCGUCCGGCAGCACGUCUCCCUCCCCUCUCGCUGCGGCCGUCGCCGCGCAAGAGGCACAAGCCGCGUCAAGCGCGUCGAGCUCCUCUAGCACGGGCGCGACGCCAGCGAAGCGCACAGGCUUCGAGGCCUUCGCGUCCGCGACGUCGCCCUGGGCGAGCGCGGCGAAGCGGCCCAAGUCCCCGCCGCCGGCGACGGCCAACGCUCUGGGGCGGAGCCGGUCCCCUUCGCGUCACGGCACGCCCGCCCGCGCGACGAACGCGUUCUCAGCGUACGCCUUCGGCGGCGCUCAGGGAUUCGCGGCGCCCUCUCCGCGACGGAGCGUGUUCGGAGAGGGAGCGGCGGCGUCGGCGCUGACGAACCCACUUGCGCUAGCGAACCAGAACGCGUUGGACUCUGGACGCGAUUCGGACGAGAGCGAGAAGGAGGGUGGAGAGAAGGAGAGCACAGGGGCAAAGGCGGUGUCCUUCGGGGAGCGUCUGCGUGCUGGCAAGGAUUGGGAAGAGGGCGAGGAGGGCGAGGAAGAGAAGAAGCUGCAGCUGACGGAGCAGGAGGUGCACACGGGCGAAGAGGAUGAGGAGACGGUGUACCAGGUGCGCGGGAAGCUGUUCGCGCUCAGCGACCAGAACAUGUGGAAGGAGCGGGGCACGGGCAUGCUGAGGAUCAACGUCCGGAGGGACGAUGGGAGCGGGGCGCGGCUCAUCAUGCGGAAGGAGGCGGUCCACAACGUGCUCCUGAACGCGACGCUCUUCAAGGGCAUGCGCUGCGUCCUCGCGCAGGAUCCGCGGUACAUUCGCUUCGGCGUCUUCGAGGCGGGGGUCGCGACCCACUAUAAUUUGAGGGUGUCGAGCGCGAAGAUCGCCAUGGAGCUCCUGGAGGAGAUCAACGCGCACAUCCCGUCCGAGUGA